AUGCCUAAUCUCUUAGUUCAAUCAGAUGAUAGUUUUCUUGCAGACGCAGAACCUAGCCUACUAGAGGCAAGUGGACCACCCGCCUACAAUGUGAGCUAUUUGUCCACUUCUGCCAAGAGCCUUAGUCAGAAAGCGGACAUUGCAGCGAUUUCAGAAUCCAUGAAAUCUCCCCUUAAACUCAUUGAAGUACUGAACAGCAUUAUAAGCAUUCCUGACGCAGUGCAACAUGUGAUUAAAGGAUUUCGGACAGUCCUAUGCCAGCAACCACAUACGAAACAAGUACAGAUAAUUAAAAUUAUUCACACGCUUUCCGAUGUUUGCGACGAAGUGUCUAAACUAGACGAAGAUUUAUCUAGUAGUUCCAAGAGAAGUAACCGUGAUUAUGCAGAGUAUAUAGGGGGCGUAAGGAAUGAUAGACUGCCGGAAGAGUGUAAAACAUCGGCCAGAUCCCCCCAUAUACUGCACGACCAGCUCUCUGAUUCGGAGAAUCUGGUUGCAAAUCCUAAAGGGCCUGACUCUAUCCCUUAUUCUAAGACUGAAAAGAUAGGUUCAUUGCUUAAUACUGGCACCAAAAGGAAGAAAAGCAUGAGCGAAGAUGUUAUAGUUCUUGGUACUCCUAUUACUAGUUCUGAACUUAGUUCCCCGAGUCGUACUAACACACCUUCUGGAAAUCAUAUGGACGAGACACCGGAGCUAUUAGAUUGCGAACAGACUGUUGACCAACUGCUGUCUCAGACCAUUGAGGAAUUCGCUCAAGAGUCUUGUGAACAAGUCAGGCUCUUUACUUCAGCCGAAGACCCUGUAACUUAUAAAAUAUUUUACGGCUUGCUUAGAGGCAUAGAUGACGAGGAAAAAGCCGAGUGGUCAAGCGGCAUAGAAUGGACUUCUUUAGUGACAAAAGGAUAUGGCACCCGGCAGUAUAGACUCCAGCGCGCUUACUUAUAUGCUCAGCAAGUAUUUCUCGACAUUGCCGUCUAA
Molecule: messenger RNA, 978 nt
Organism: Trichoderma virens Gv29-8
Lineage: Eukaryota; Fungi; Ascomycota; Sordariomycetes; Hypocreales; Hypocreaceae
Exons: 2
Coding region: 1-978 (325 amino acids)
Source: RefSeq, a predicted model, not a curated record